Antechinus flavipes (yellow-footed antechinus) is the source of this 1635-nucleotide messenger RNA. RefSeq names its product DNA-directed RNA polymerase II subunit RPB3-like. NCBI's taxonomy places the organism in Eukaryota, Metazoa, Chordata, Mammalia, Dasyuromorphia, Dasyuridae. Gene Ontology annotation, molecular function: protein dimerization activity; DNA-directed RNA polymerase activity. Gene Ontology annotation, biological process: DNA-templated transcription. The record is from RefSeq and is a predicted model, not a curated record. Gene Ontology annotation, cellular component: RNA polymerase II, core complex.
GCCAAAUAUGGAGGCCGGGGACCGUUUUCGGUCGCAAUGCCUUACGCCAACCAGCCCACAGUGCGGAUCACCGAGCUCACAGACGAGAACGUCAAGUUCAUCAUUGAGAACACGGACCUGGCAGUGGCCAAUUCUAUCUGCCGAGUGCCCAUCAUAGCCAUAGACUGGGUCCAAAUUGAUGCCAAUUCUUCAGUGCUGCAUGAUGAAUUCAUUGCCCACAGGCUUGGAUUAAUCCCUCUUACAAGUGAUGACAUUGUAGACAAGCUGCAGUACUCCAGGGACUGUACAUGUGAAGAAUUUUGCCCUGAAUGCUCAGUAGAGUUUACACUCGAUGUCCAUUGCAAUGAAGACCAGACUCGCCAUGUCCCGUCUCGAGAUCUCAUUUCUAAUACCCCCCACAUCAUUCCGGUGACAUCCCGGAGUAGAGACAAUGACCCCAAUGAUUAUGUGGAACAGGAUGACAUCCUUAUUGUCAAACUCCGGAAAGGCCAGGAGCUGAGACUACGUGCCUGUGCUAAAAAGGGCAUUGGCAAGGAGCACGCCAAAUGGAACCCUACAGCUGGAGUGGCCUUUGAGUAUGACCCAGAUAAUGCCUUGAGGCAUACAGUCUACCCAAAGCCUGAAGAGUGGCCAAAGAGUGAAUAUUCUGAGAUUGAUGAAGAUGAAGCCCAGGCUCCCUAUGACCCCAAUGGCAAACCAGAGAGGUUCUACUACAAUGUGGAGUCCUGUGGCUCUCUUCGCCCUGAAACCAUUGUCCUCUCUGCUUUGUCUGGUUUGAAGAAGAAAUUGAGUGACCUCCAGACCCAGCUCACCCAUAAGAUCCAGAGUGAUGUCCUAACUAUAAACUAGCAACAGUCAUUUCUAUCAGAAAUGGGACUCUACAGUAAUGGAUGGACUUCUAGCCUGAGAUUCUGCUUGCCAGACUGGAAAGUGGACUAAAAUUUGGCCUGUUCAAAGACCUGGCUAGCCCAUUGCAGCUUUUAAGCCUAUUGCCAGUUUGGGAUGUUAAUUAACCUAGGAAGAUAUCAUGGGAAGGAGAGGUGGGAGGCUUUAUUCCUUGCAAGAUUUCAUCCUGAUCUCUUUGGGUGUUCCCUUAGUAGGAACAGAAAAUAAAAAGCCUUUUCCCCCAGGAAUCAGCAAAGAUUUUGGAGGAUAAGGUGAGUAGGUGUAUCUUUAUUAAGUCCUUACCAUAACCAACCUUUCGACUCUAUUGGCCUUUACUACACCUCUACUGUGAUACCUUUGUUAGCAGCAACAGGAAAAAUUCUCUUCCAUAGAUUGUAGGCCCAGUAUUAUAGUGAGUGAGUUACUCUUUGGUGGUGCCUCAGCUGGCUGAGUUUGAGUACAGUGUUUUCUCCCAGGCUUGCUUUGGAGUGUUCCAUUAAUUUCUUAUCACGCCCCAGAUUAGGUCCGCUGCCUUCUCAACCCUAAACUCCUCUAACUAUAGUUUGAUCACUUAAUUGAGACAAAAAAGCAAGCAUCUUUCAAUGUCUUUUUGAUGAGGGUGGGUUAACCCUGACCCCUUACUGCUCGCUCCAAAGGAAAGUACAACAUCAUUGGUUAGUUGGAUGACAAAUCAAAAAUUCAAAUCAGAUAGUAAGGGUCCUUUAUUAAUGAGCAGGUUUUUUUUUUUUA